Messenger RNA from Phyllostomus hastatus (greater spear-nosed bat), 609 nucleotides. RefSeq names its product MyoD family inhibitor domain containing 2 (gene MDFIC2). The transcript is spliced from 4 exons. The record is from RefSeq and is a predicted model, not a curated record. Lineage: Eukaryota; Metazoa; Chordata; Mammalia; Chiroptera; Phyllostomidae. Bases 1 to 609 code for a protein of 202 amino acids.
AUGUCAGAAACUGAGCUGGAAAAGAUAAAAGUAAGAGCAGCUGAACAUUUUGAAAAUGAUAAAAAUAACAUUUCUUGGUUGAAAGAAGGAUUUCUCAGUUCAAUACAAAAUCCUCUUGAAGAUCCUGAUAUGCAGCUCACAAGUGAAAAACAUACAGAAGAGAAACCCAUUAAUGCUAUUGUUAUAAAUUCAGUAUCUGAAUUCAGUAUCGCAGAUGGACCAACCAAGGAAACUUCCAAGGAGAAAAAACUGUCAGAAUCCACCGCAUCACUGUCCUCCCUUGAAGAAUGCCAGACAAAAUUUUCUUACCUUCAAACUGAUACUUCAGCUCAUCAGAGAGACACUGAUGAGGAGUGUGCCUCCCUUAUCCUUGCCUGUCUGUUUUGCCAGUUUUGGGAUUGUCUCCUGAUGCUCCCCGAUACGUGUGAAGUGGUAUGUACCAACUUGUGCUGCCCCUCUCACAGGUAUCACCACACCUCGGAUGAAAGCCACUCUCGAAAUGACUGCAACUGCAGCUGUGACAUGGACUGCAGCCUCUUUGAAUCUUGCCAUGAGACCGGCGAGUGUCUGGAGCUGGCCAUGGAAAUUUCAGAAAUCUGUUACCGCUAG